This is a messenger RNA of Episyrphus balteatus (marmalade hoverfly), 5597 nucleotides long. RefSeq lists its product as uncharacterized. The transcript is spliced from 6 exons. The record is from RefSeq and is a predicted model, not a curated record. Bases 1985 to 2491 code for a protein of 168 amino acids. NCBI's taxonomy places the organism in Eukaryota, Metazoa, Arthropoda, Insecta, Diptera, Syrphidae.
UCAGUUGACGUUCGGUUAUCGAAGCAAACGGAAACGGUUUCGUUGCGUGUGUAAAUAUAUAUAAAAAAAAAUAUAUCUAUAAAAAAAAAAUGUUUAUAGCGAAGUAUGUUAACCCUUAGCUUAAGGCUUAAACAUUUUUAGAAAAAAAAAAAAAAAAAAAACAAAAUAAGAAUAGAACGAAAAAACGAAAAUAUGAAAAGUGUCAUAAAAAUAGACUGAAAAACGCAUUUUCUAUUAUUUUUUCUACCAGUACAUAGAAACAGAACGAAUUCGUCAUUUAAUCUAUAGCUAAAACUUCAAAAAAAAGGAAACAAAAACGGUGUUCACACGCAAAAUAUAAGGUUGGUUGACUUAUAUAUGAAGAAGUUGUAAAUCGAUACGCGAACUUGUUGUUACAUUGUGUGUGCGUUACGUUUAUUCGUUUCAUUGGGAGGGGUCAUAACUCAUAAUUACACUCUAGACCCGAGUUGCACGGCGGGCGUGUAACCUCGCGUGUUCUAUAUUUUCACUUUUACCCUGCCUUAACCCUUUUUUCGUUUGCUUUCUUCAACAAACCCCCAUUACCCCACCCAAACCGGAAUAAAUUAAAAUCGAAAUUCCCAUUUGAGAGAGAAAAAAAUAAAAAAAGGGUAAAAGUAACAAAAUUGAAACCAAACCGGAUGACAUACCACUCGGAGAUUUAAAUUACUUUCCGGUAAAAGAAAAUGGAAAUCCCGUCGGUUAAAGUGUUCAGAUCACCCACAAUAUCCAACACACCUGCACCGGUUCAAGCCCACUGACUCACCCUUCUGUUGCGUCGCGUCGUUCUUUCGUUUGUUCGGUCGUUCGUUUUCAAACAACCCUCUUUUUGUCCUCCUUACGCCAGCCAGCCUGUCAAAAGAAACGGUAAAGCGGUACCGGAAAAACCAAUACGUCAUGUCAUGUUGCGUAUAUGUUGAUGCUUGUGUUGCAUACUUAAUGGAGCAUAGAACCUACUUUGGAAGAAAAGUCUGAAUUCUUAACUCGCCUUGUCCCACAUUGCACCAAUAAAUAAAAGUCGAAAUAAAAAGAACAGGAUUCCAGCACAGCAAACAGCAGGAAACACAGAAUAGGAACAAACCUACAAAAAAAAAAAAUAAAUAAAUAAAAAAUAAAACAACAACGACCAAAGGAGAGAAUACAAAAAAAAAAAAAAACUCGUGAGUCCUGAGCUGAGAACACACAGCGAGCGAGAGAGAACGGAUUCAAAUCUAGAUACAAAAAAACUAUGUGCACUAUAUGUUAACAGUGAGCACUCAUUUGUCCUGUUAUGCCAAGGAUUUGAUAUUUGAACUUUAGGUGCAAUAGCUGAAGGGAGAAAUAUCAAAACCAUCAUCAACAUCAUCAGGCCAGAGAGGUGCAACAAGACGAGGGACAUUAGAUUUUUCCAUCCUAUCCCAUACAACACAAAACCAUCCAACCAACAAAUACCCUUUCUAUAACAUUGGAGCUUUGAAGUGUGGCAUUCUCCAACCUCUCUUCACCUCCACAUCACUACGCCCUCUUUUUGUGUAAAAAGGACUCGCGGAACUCAACAAUAACAACGAACAAUGUCAACGACGACAACGUUGACGUCGACAACGAGCUGCGCGAGGAUGGAAUUUUAAUUUGCAUUUAAUCGCUGUUGCAUAUGAUUAAUGUGGCAACAGCCUUACCCCCAUUUUCAUCAGAACUGUCGGUCGGUCGUGUGUAGCCAGCCAAAAACCUUAGAUAGCCAUCCAGUCCCGGCCUUGUCUCAACUAAGCAAUCAGUGAAAUUACUACGACAAACCAUCACACACAACUUCACAUGCACAAGGUAAUACAUAGAGGGAGGAGUGCAACAAUUCUGUUACAAAAUGUUACAACUUGCUUCAUAUGCAGGAUAACAACUCUGAGAAUGAAUUUUGACUUGAAAAUACAAAUCAGCUGAAUAUAGUCCUUGAAUCGAACCACGAAGUAACAACAAUAUAUAGCAAGCAACUAGAAUGACUCAACCCGUCGAUUUACAUAUUCACAUACUUAGCUUUUUUACAGUGGCAUUUGCAGUCCUCAUCCACAAAGCCAAUUGCAUAGACUGUUUCAAGUGUGUUUCCUACAAUGGAGCGAAUAAGGCGUGCGAUGAUCCUUUCCACAAUAACUAUACCACAGAAAUACUGGAAUCACCCUGCAUGGGUGGCCGCAAAGGACGUGAUGGACUAUUUCCAGCUACAGCCUGCAUCAAAAUCGCCGGUUAUUACGAUGAUACCGGUGAAACAAUUACAGUACGAGGAUGUGCUCUGGAUAGCGGAACUCUAACGACAGAUACAGAAAUUAUUCGCAUGUCUCAUUGUGGCAAGUUCUACUAUGACGACAGGUAUGUUCAUGGAUGCCUGCAGAGUUGUAACGAUGCAGAUGCAUGCAACACGGCACCAGCAGUAAGAAUACAACCUCAACUACUGCAAUUUCGAAUAUUAAUAUUGACGAUGGCAACACUCUCGAGACUAUUCAGAUAGCACACAUGGAAUUUGUAGUGUUUUUGUUAAGUUUUUUUUUUACUUUAAUAUUUUAUUUUUAAUUUAAGAGAAUAUAAUUAUAUAUUAUUAAUUUUACCGUAACGAAAAGCGUUGUAGUUAGAUUUUUGCACAAAAUAAUGUGAUUUAAUUUUAGAAUAUUAGUUAUCGUAAAUAAUAACUAAUAAUUAAGUGUUGAUAAAUUACAUAUAUUAUUCUUUUGUUUUUUGUUAACUUAAAAAGUAUAUAAUUACAAAUACAGAAUUUAAUUGUUAUUUAUUUUAAAUAAGUUUGGUUGGGUAAAAGUUAAAAUUAUAUACCUACAGAUAAGAAAUUUAAGCGGAUCAAAAGGAAUAUAGUUGUAGGAAUUUUCGUUUUAUAAAUAUUUAUAAAUAAAAAAAAAAGAAAAUAAAAAUAAAAAAUACGAUAAAAUAGAAAUAGAAAAUCAAAAUAAAUAAAUGCAGGUAAAAACAAAAAUGCUAUUUGGUUAAUGUAAAUAUGUAACUAUAAUUAAUAACCGUUUAGUAGGUAGAUAGGUGAUAAAUUAAAAGGUGUGACAUUCUUUAUUUUAAAUAAUUUGUUUUUGAUUUUAAAGGAACGAGGGUAGAGUAAAUAUUAUAAAUUAAAACUCAAAAUUCUGUAUAAAUGAUCAAAUAUUUUAGCAAUACAAAAUUUAAUAUAUUAAUAACAUAAUAAGUAAGUAAUAUCAAAUUUCGUUUUAUCAAUGAUCUAAAGAUUUCGAUGGUUUAAUUUAAAAACAUUUCACUCAGACACCUAGAUUAUUUUAUUUUAAAGAAUAAGCCUUCAGAUCCAAAAGGCUUUUAACAUUAAGCUCAUUGUUUUGCAAAAAUGAAGUUAAACCUUAUGAAAAAAAUAAUUCACCAUAUUACAAACAAAUUUCACAGUGUUUGAAAUUAAGUUCAUUCAUUUCGAAACCAAAUUCACUUUUAUGUAUGCCAGUCAAAUUCGCCUUUUGAAAAUCCACUGCAUGAAUUUAUCAAUAAAGGAGAAUGGACAAAUUAACAUAGAACAUGGACGUAGCGCAGCCGUGGAUUCGUAUAUUUUUGAUGUAUGUAAUUAAAAUAUUGCCCAGAAAUUGUAUCUUUCUGGUGUACUUCACAAACAGAUAAAAUGCAUUUUUGGAUUUAAGACUUUAGAAAGACUGCAUCUAUGUUAUCACUUCAACGUGUAUCUUAAUGGCAACAUAAUAUAUGGUGAUCUGUCAUUUUCUCUGUGCCUGAAGACCUUUAUCUUGAAUAUCUCACCAAAUAGAAUAACAAAUAUAUGCUUUUUAAAACAACAGUUUCGGGUCAAUUUUGAGAGUUUUAUUGUUCAAUUUAUUGUUAGUUUGAAUAAUAUAAAAACUCUCGAACAAAAUCUCAAAGUAGUGGGCUUAAAAACCUUAUAUUUUAAGUUUAUUGAAGAUUUAUGUUUUCAGACUUAGAACAAAAUGACAUGACAAAAUUUCAUAUUUAAAAUAAGAAUAUAAUUCAAUUUGUCCUUCAGACAUUGCACGAUGCAUUAACAAUACUAAUUUUGCUAUAUCUUACGUUCUUAAUGCGCCCAUUUAAAAAGUUUUUCUUAAGUUACAGCUCUUUCAUUUGAUACCAAUUUCCUUUAAUGGCUGCCGAACGUCCAAAAUGCACAUUCCCCUUUAACUUAAUUCAAAUUUUAAUAUGAGAGCUGAAGCUCUGUAAUUUUUUUCUUGAACUGAGGAACUUAAUUUUGGCGCUCUGAUGGAUAGAACUGGAGCAUAUACAUAUACAACUUUAAAAGUAGUGACUAUAUACUGGGUGUCCCAAAAGAAAUGGAUCAAACAAAAUUUGCUGAUAGGCCAACUUUAGGGCUCUCAGAAUUUGGUAACUUGUUCAUUCCAAAUCCUUAUCGUUUUCGAUUUAAUGCAGUUUUUGUGACAUUUCGAAAAAUCCCGACUUUGCAACAGUAUUUUGCUUUUUCCGCUCAUAAUUGAUUUUUGUUUUUUACAAUUCUUUCACUAAAACAUUGUCUAAUAAUAAGAAAUAAUUAAUAAAUCAAAAUAUUUUUUAUUUCAUACGCCAUUUUGCUGCAAGUUAAUUAGUUCCAUGUUUUAAAAAAAAACUCAUUUUCUUACUUUUAUUUCAGAGCAAACCCCUGAAAAAAAUUUGUUAAUAUUCUUCUGUACAUUCACUCAUGUUGGGAACUAUGUUAAAAUCUAAUUUAUGGGAAAACUAAUCAACUUUUCAAUGGAUUUUUAAAAAAAAAUAACUUUCAAUUAACAACGGUUGGCAUCGUUCUAUGUUUUCAAAACUUUUCAUAAAAAAGUAAAAAGAUAUCGAAAUUUAAUUUGUAGGUAUACACUAUCAAUUGAUAUUUGUAAAUCGUAAUAAGGUUCAUAAUCUCCAUGGGAUUGAAUAGUAUUUUCAGGUGCACACUUUAUGUUUUAGUUUUUGCGUCCAUUUUGGCUGUAUUAAAAAAAACUGUGGUCGCUAUUACAAGCCAACCCCAAUGUUACAAAUACGGAUACGAAUCCCAAAAAAAAUUCCCUGGUUCCUAUUGUACCUACUUCAAAUAUUUCCUACGAAACUCUGAAUUUGGUACUUUUUUCAGAUUAAAUCAGUAUCUGUAAUAGAAAGAUUUCGCAAAACCAUUAAGCCUACGUAGAUAACUUCAAACUUUAGUUUCAGAAACUUUGAUAAACUCGUUUUGUCAAAAAAUAAGCUUUAAAAAUUAUGACCAUCAACACUGAUAAAUUUCGGUACUUUUUUUUAAAUAUUUUUUUGCAAUAAUAUAAAACACUCUGUUUUAAAGAUCAGAACAAAUUGGUUUAGCAAAUAGUCUGCUAAAAUCGACAAGUUGCUGGCCCUAACGGCGAUAUAUUAAUAUGCAGAGAAUCUUAGAAUUGAGACCUCCCGAAAUGUUGUUUAAAAAUUAAAUAAAAUCGUUUUGAACAUAUUAAAAUCAGAUCAUUUGAAAAUCUAAAAAGAAAUCCACUUGUUGAUUGUUAUGAUAAUAAGAUUUGAGCUCACUUCCUAUUUACCUUAUUUUACCUUAAGUUGUUAAAUAUUAAUACGUACUCUCCUCGGAGUUCUUUUUUUAUAGAUCUAGUUUAGUUAUUCAAAAGAACGUCACG